AUGGCUUUUGGUGUAGUAAAAAGCGUAACAGCGAUUGCCAUUAGCAUUUCAACCGCUGACAUCGAAUUCGCGAAGAAAAUCGGGGAAAUGCUAGAUCAACUCUCUUACAUUGAUGAUUGCGAUACACUUGGUCAGAGAUCAAACAAAGUGGAUAUACAUAAGGCCCUCGUGUUGGUGUACCAGAAACUCCUUGAAUUCUACAACGCCGCAUUUGAGAUACUAUCCAGAAAGGGGGUGAAGCUGGUCAUGAAGCUGAUUGUGGAGAACGACCGUCUACCAAACAUCAUUCAAGACUUCCUGAGACAUGCAGACAAUCUUCGGAGACUUGUGCAGAACGCCACUUGGGAGAUCGUUGAGGAUAUCAAAGCUAUGCUCUACGACCAUGAAAUUGCAAGGUGGUUAGGUAGUGAGAAGACGAACCGGCAGAGCCAAUACCACGCUUCGUUGCAGGAUAUUCGAGCCGAUGAGGCCUGCUACUUUCUGCUGACAGACACCAGAUUCGAGAAUUGGUAUCAGGGCAGCCAGUAUAAGCAGCUAACGAAUUACGCCGACGAAACGAGCAUCAAUUGCCCCAGCCCAAGAUAUGCUACCACUAUUGUCAAAACGACCAAACUGGCCAAGCUAUUAACAUACUUUCUGCUUUGA
This is a messenger RNA of Hirsutella rhossiliensis, 645 nucleotides long. RefSeq names its product NACHT domain protein. The transcript has 5 exons. The record is from RefSeq and is a predicted model, not a curated record. The coding region runs from base 1 to 645 and encodes 214 amino acids. NCBI's taxonomy places the organism in Eukaryota, Fungi, Ascomycota, Sordariomycetes, Hypocreales, Ophiocordycipitaceae.